CAUCGACGAGAGACCAAACAAAAUCUAGGGUUAGGCGAUUCAGGAAGAACAAUGUCUAGCUUAGAAAAUCCAAGCUCGUCGUCGGUUUCUGGCGGAGGCAACUGGAGACAUCGUGGUGGAAAUCGGCAGAGAGGAAUGCCAAAAGCGUGUCGAUGUGGUGAAGAGGCAGUGAUUAGAACAUCUGGAACUGUUAAAAACCCUGGGAGGCUCUUCCAUUGUUGCCCAUACGGAUCAGAAGAGGACAAGUAUCAUCUUUUCAAAUGGACAGACGAGAGUAUGGUGGAAGAGAUUAAAGAUUUGAUUGUUAUGUUAAGUGAUGUAAAAGGAGACAUAACAAACUUAAGAGGUGAAGUAGUUGGACUUGAGAAGGAGCUUGAAGAAAUGAAGAAAGCGAUUGCCAAGCAGGAGAGAGAUAGGAUUGACUGCAUCAAUGAGGUAAAGUCGAUGAAGAAUGUAAUGGUGUUUGGUUUUGGCAUUGCCAUCGUUUGCUAUUACUUUUUCGGUUAAGAAUGAUUUGUAGUGAAAUAUCAUGUGUUAUAUUUGAAUUUGAAAGACUUCUUCGGAGUAUGUUGUAAGAUUUGGAUUUGAAUGUAUGUUUUGGUGAACUAAGUUGUAAGA
Molecule: messenger RNA, 618 nt
Organism: Raphanus sativus (radish)
Lineage: Eukaryota; Viridiplantae; Streptophyta; Magnoliopsida; Brassicales; Brassicaceae
Exons: 3
Coding region: 52-507 (151 amino acids)
Molecular function (GO): zinc ion binding
Source: RefSeq, a predicted model, not a curated record